AUGAUGUCUGGUGACAUAGGAAUUUCUGCCUUCCCCAAGUCAGGCAACCUUUUCAAAUUGGUAGGGACCUUCCAUGGAGCAGCUGGCACAGUGUAUGAAGACCUGAGGUAUAAGCUCUCCCUGGAGUUUCCCAGUGGCUACCCUCACAACACUUCCACAGUAAAGUUCCUCACUCUCUGCUACCAUCCCAGUGUGGACACCCAGGGUAACAUCUGUCUGGAUAUCCUCAAGGACAAGUGGUCUGCCUUGUAUGAUGUCAGGACCAUCCUACUCUCCAUCCAGAGCUUACCCACAGAACCCAACAUGGAUAGUCCUUUCAACACACAUGUUGCAGAGCUCUGGAAAAAUCCCACAACUUUUAAGAAGCACCUGCAAUAA
Octodon degus (degu) is the source of this 378-nucleotide messenger RNA. Its product is annotated as ubiquitin-conjugating enzyme E2 C-like. The coding region runs from base 1 to 378 and encodes 125 amino acids. NCBI's taxonomy places the organism in Eukaryota, Metazoa, Chordata, Mammalia, Rodentia, Octodontidae. The transcript has 2 exons. The record is from RefSeq and is a predicted model, not a curated record.